Messenger RNA from Penicillium crustosum, 201 nucleotides. RefSeq lists its product as uncharacterized. Lineage: Eukaryota; Fungi; Ascomycota; Eurotiomycetes; Eurotiales; Aspergillaceae. The record is from RefSeq and is a predicted model, not a curated record. The transcript has a single exon. Bases 1 to 201 code for a protein of 66 amino acids.
AUGUUCGGCGCGUUUGGCGUGUUUAGCACGCAGCUUAUGAAUAACUAUGACGAGAUUGACGCAAUCGCGGAAAGACUCACCGCGAUUAACGACAUGGACGCUACACUUGAUACACCUGAAGCCAAACGUAUCUUACAAAUGAACAACGACAUCGUAGACUAUCACCAACAAUACGAUGACAUGGUCUCUAAGAUGACGUAA